Molecule: messenger RNA, 2724 nt
Organism: Acanthaster planci (crown-of-thorns starfish)
Lineage: Eukaryota; Metazoa; Echinodermata; Asteroidea; Valvatida; Acanthasteridae
Gene: unc50
Product: unc-50 inner nuclear membrane RNA binding protein
Cellular component (GO): Golgi membrane
Source: RefSeq, a predicted model, not a curated record
AAUGUUCCAACGUACCGACAUGUACAUUGUACCUGGUUAAUGGCUCUGCAUCUACUUGACAAGAUGUAUUUUACACACCAUUUAGGGUAAAAGACUGCAGAAUAUAUCCAACCCUUAUAUCUGUUGUACUCUUUCAGUAAAGUUCACCUGAAUUUACAGCAGAUGAGAGGAAACCUGAAGUGAAGAUGUUGACGUCAGUCAUCAUAGCCAAGUCGUCUCCCCCGACCAGUCCAAAUGGGUCUCGUCCAACCAGUCCCAACCCCAUGCUGGAGAACAGACACACGGCGCAGGCCAAACGUCGCAAGUUUAUGCGCCGGAUUCUCAUGUUUCGGCAGAUGGACUUUGAGUUCGCAAUGUGGCAAAUGAUAUACUUACUUGUCUCUCCACAAAAAGUGUACCGUAAUUUCCAGUAUAGCAAACAAACCAAGGACCAAUGGGCAAGGGAUGACCCUGCCUUCCUUGUCCUGCUCAGCAUUUGCUUAUGUGCCUCCUCUGUGGGGUUCGCCAUCGUCUUGCAGCUAGGAGUGCUGCAUUUCUUCAAGUUCCUGCUGUGGGUGGUGUUUGUGGACUGUAUUGGAGUGGGUCUGUUGAUUGCAACAGUGCUGUGGUUUGUGGCCAACAGAUACCUGAGAGUGUCGGGAGGAAACAAGCCAGAUGUAGAGUGGGGCUUUGCCUUUGAUGUCCAUCUUAAUGCAUUCUUUCCACUCCUUAUCAUCCUUCAUGUUGUGCAACUCCUCCUUUAUAUCCCGUUGUUAGACCGUAGCAGCUUUUUGUCAACUCUGCUGGGUAACACACUUUGGCUCAUCGCCAUCACCUAUUACAUCUAUGUUACCUUCUUGGGAUACAGCGCUCUGCCAUUCUUAAGACGCACCGUGGCUUUCCUCUACCCGCCGUGCCUGGUCCUCAUUUGCAUAUUUGUGAUAUCUCUCCUAACUAACUGGAACAUUGCCAGGAGUGUCAUGUACUUCUACGAGUACAGAGUCUACUAGAAGGCCGUCUGGAAACUUCCCCCCUCCGUUAGUCACAACAUUGCCCCCAGGGUGUUCCGCUGGGAAUGCCCAGCAAAUGAAAAAUGCCAACUUCUUCGAAAUGGUCUUCAGAAUCUAUCUGAUUUUGUUUAAUAAUUUUUCUUCAUGCAUGUCGUAGCUACUCGUGUGGUAAACUUUUUUUCUCUCCGUAUGUACAUGUACAUGGUAAGUAUGGUCAGUGCACUCGAACAGACAUUUUUAUAAAACAUGUACAUUAUAAAAAAAUGUGCUGAGAAAACUUCUGUACUUGGUACACAGGAAAUUGAAAUGAUAAAAUUGAAAGGUGGCAGAAGAAAGAUUUCACAUUACAUUAGAGUACAUGUACACGUGUAGAAUAGUUUGCAUGUUGAUGUUGCCAAAGCAGUUUUGACUCGACUAGAGAUUCCUCCUUGCUCUCGACGAAGAGUAGUAACAUCUUGUAGCAAGACUACAUGUAUGUGUUCGUGUGGUGUAAACAGGCAUUUCUGUUGCCCAAAAUACUUGUCUAGUCUUCAAGCAGAGAAGAUUCCUGUUUGGGAGCAGGGGAGUGGUGUUGAACCAGCUGGCGACAUAUCGUUCAUGCACAAGCAGUGUGCGAGACAAAAACGUCCAGACGGAGAGAACUUGAGAUUGUGUUGACUUCACUCAGCACACACCUGUGGGUGUAUAUUAUUGUAAAUAGAUGUAUAGUUUUGGGUCUUUUGUAGAAAUCGGUUUUGAAAAGGUAACCCUUUCCUGUAAGUUAUUCUGGACAUUUUAUAACUUGAUAGUCACAAAGGCUACUUGGUGUCCUGCAAGAAAUACAGAUGAAUGACGACUCGUUUGAUAAAAGUGCAUCAGGUUGGAAAACUCACUGUCUUCAUGAACAGAUUGUAUACGACAGUUCAAGAUUUUUGAGGGGUAGUGGGGGUUGACUGAAGAUGAACUGGCAAACUGGUCACGUAACAACCUGAUACAUGGUCAGCUUGGAAGUUUGUCAUGGUGAAGGUGUUAAGUAAAACAUUUGCUGUAGCAUCAGGCAAAAGAUAUCUCUUUGUAUGUAUGGUACUGAAAUGAACUGGAGGGUGCACAUGCUCAAUGAUUUGGGUAGUAUGCUCUGUCUGUCGUCAGGGGACUGCUGCCAUUGUUGGGCAGUCUCUUGACGACAGACGUCCUUUCACCACAAACCUUUUACAUGUACAUAUAUCCAGAACCAGAACAUGCUGUAUGUAAGUGCAAGUGUUCAUUACCUCUGAAAAAGAAUUGUUUUCGAUGAAAGAAUCACGGUAGCACGCUGACUGAAAUUUUGGUUGCAAGACCACAUGUGCACAUUGUAAGCAGUGAUUUCAUCAACUACAUGUACAUCCUGCUUUAAAUCCAGGUUCUUGGGCAAAGACAUUUCUUGAACAAAUGACGCCACUGAAAUAUGGUAGGUGGUUUGAUUCUACUACUCUGCUACACAGUUUAUUUCACAGCCACGAUUUCUUCAUCAGCAUCAUUGUUUGCAUAAUGGCAAGAUUACAAAUCAAUAAAUACAGCAGGUUACUUAAAAUUCAGGAAUCUAUGUCUUUUUUACAGGUGUUCCGAUCACAAUAUACUUAAAUCUACACUAAAUACACUUCUCAAAGUUUGAAGUAACAAGGAAACAAAUCAAACUUUAGAGGAUUUAAAUUUGGUCAAAAAGAUGAUUACAUUGUAUAAUAUUCAAAGGAAGUUUGAAAAUUUAGAAAGAAAAAAA